GCUAGCUAGCAGUUGGUAUUUUGAGCUUACAUUUCAAAUUCAGGAAGUUGUGAUCAAUUAGUCACCAUGGUUAAGACAGUUGAGUUGUAUGGAUUUUGCUCUGUUCAGUCUCCAGAAGCAGUGACAGAGUUUAUGGAGAAAUAUACUGGAAAAGGAACUGUUUAUGCUGUGAAGGUCUUCCACAAAGAUGGAAAAGCAAGAGCUUCUGCCAUAGUUCAAUUCACACAUGCCGAAUUUGCUGACAUGAUACUGACAGUUGCCGGAGAUCAUCUUGAAAAAUGUGUGCGGUACGGGAAUUCUUUUCUGAAAGCUAAAAGAUUGAAGCAUGACAUGUUCUCCAAAUCAGUAACCUUUCAACCUAGCAUGGAACUUGUAAAGCUGCACUUUGGAUGCCAGAUUUCCAACGAACAGUUUUCAGUGCUUUGGACACUAUCCGAUGUUUCGGUGAAAUUUGGGAUGAUACUUAAACAUUUCUACUUCUUUUUCUCUUAUGAUUCUAUUGAAUACAGGCUAGAAAUCUCCUACGACAAUGUUAGCCAGAUUGAGCUGCAUCGUCCACAUGGUCAACUUGCAAAGUUCCUUCUCAUCCAGUUACGUGGUGCCCCUCGGAUUUACAAGGAAGAUGUACCUGAUAUGAACAAUAUCGAGGAAGCUUCUGCUACUUACUGGGUUCGAGAAGUAGAUUUCACUCCAUCAUGCAGAAUUGGGCAAUCUUCUGCUGUAUGUUUGGAGCUUCCACUUAGGUGGAUUCUUCCAAAUCUAGGCAGCAGUUUUGUUCAUUAUAAAGCAGAUGAAGGACGGUUCGUUUUGGAGAGAGGUAGCAUUUUCUCCUGUGACUCAGAUCUUGUUCCUAUUGUGCGUCCACCCCUAGGCAUUAAGUUGCCAUAUAAAGUCCUGUUCAAGAUAAAUUCCUUGGUUCAGCAUGGAUGUGUUCCUGGACAAGCCCUUGAUGCCAAUUUUUAUGAGCUGGUUGAUCCUACUAGAAUAAGAAUUGAAGAUAUAGAGUGUGCCCUGGACAAACUAUUUCACUUAAAAGAGUGCUGCUAUGAACCUGUGAGUUGGCUCAGAGAGCAGUACAGAAAGUACCAGACAUGCAAGCAAAUUCCCGAAACGCCUGCUAUUUCUUUGGAUGAUGGGCUGGUGUAUGUACACAGGGUACAAAUAACACCAUCUAAAGUAUAUUUCUGCGGUCCAGAGGUAAAUCAUUCGAAUCGCCUUUUCCGAAAGUAUCCUGAAGAUGUUGAUAACUUUCUUCGAGUUUCUUUCGUUGAUGAGGACUUGGGGAAGAUGCGCUCGGCAGAUUUAUGUCCACGUGCUGCAGAACAGCAAAGGCGAACUAGAGUCUAUGAAAGGAUACUUUCUACUCUACGAAAUGGCAUAGUUAUUGGUGAGAAGAAAUUUGAGUUUCUUGCCUUUUCAUCAAGUCAAUUACGAGGUCAUUCUGUGUGGAUGUUUGCUUCAAGAAGUGAGCUCACAGCACAAGACAUCAGAAACUGGAUGGGUGAUUUUAAGGAGAUUAGAAAUGUGGCAAAACAUGCUGCCAGGCUUGGUCAGUCUUUCAGCUCUUCCAAGGAGACUUUUAGUGUUGGUGAGGAUGAAGUUGAAGAAAUUCCGGAUGUAGAAAUUGAAAGGGAUGGAGUUGAGUAUUGUUUUUCUGAUGGAAUUGGGAAAAUAUCUGCUGAAUUUGCUGCAAGGGUGGCAAGAAAGUUCAAGUUAAGUUGUACUCCAUCCGCCUUCCAAAUUCGAUAUGGUGGCUAUAAAGGUGUUCUGGCAGUUGAUCCAACAUUGUCAAAGAACUUGUCGUUGAGAAAGAGCAUGUGCAAGUACCAAUCCAACAACACAACACUAGAUGUUCUGAAAUGGAGCAAGUACCAGCCUUACUUCCUUAAUCGAGAAGUGAUUACCCUUCUGUCCACCCUCGGAGUUCCAGAUGACGUUUUUAUGGAAAAGCAAAAACAGGUUUUGAAUCAAUUGGAUGGCAUUUUAGCUGAUCCAUUAAGGGCACAGGAAGCACUGGACUUGAUGUUUCAAGGAGAGACCACCAACAUUUUAAAGGAAAUGGUUUUGUGUGGUUACACACCAGAUGCAGAACCAUUUCUGGCAAUGAUGCUACAAGCAUACUGUGCAUCAAAGCUUCUGGAACUGCAGAGCACAAGGAUAUUUGUCCCCGAUGGAAGAUCUAUGAUGGGAUGUCUAGAUGAAACUGGAACAUUGGAAUACGGUCAGGUAUUUGUGCAAUGUUCUCCCCAUGGCAGCCAGCAACUCCAUGAUACUUCCUCCCAUAUCUUCAGUGGCAGCAGUUCAAGUGACAGCAGUUUUAUCGUUGAGGGAAAAGUAGUGGUUGCUAAAAACCCAUGUUUACACCCCGUAGACGUGCGUGUUCUUAUGGCUGUCAAUGUGCCGGCAUUGCACCACAUGGUGGAUUGUGUUGUUUUCCCGCAAAAAGGAGAGAGACCACAUCCUCAUGAAUGCUCAGGAGGUGAUUUAGAUGGCGUUUACUGGGUCAGUUGGGACCCUGAUCUAAUUCCUCCUUGCCAAGUUCAACCCAUGAAUUAUACCCCGGAACCAACUAUGAAUUUGGAUCAUGAUGUUACAAUGGAGGAAAUUGAGGAAUCUUUUGUAAACUACAUAGUCCAUGACAACUUGGGGAUCAUUUCAAGUGCUCAUACUGUCUUUGCAGACAGAGAGCGAGACAAGGCUAUGAGUGCUCCAUGUAAAGAGCUCGCCAAGCUCAACUCCCGCGCUGUAGACUCUCCGAAAACUGGCGUGCUAGUCAAAUUGCCAUAUCAUCUACGUGCCAUAGAGUACCCAGAAUUCAUGGAAAAGCUUGACAGACCCACCUAUAAGUCGAAAGGUGUGAUUGGGAAGCUUUUCCAACAGGUGAACGAUCAUGUUGAGCUUGUAUCUCAUUUGUAUUCAAGCUCUCUUAAAUCCUUCACCAUGGAAGUCGCUUGGAAGUGUUAUGACCCUGACAUGGGGGUAGAUGGGUUUGAGGUCUACAUCAAUGAGGCCAUCAAUUACAAAAGGGAGUACGACUACAAGCUGGGAAACCUGAUGGAAUAUUACGGCAUCAAAAGUGAAGCAGAAAUACUAAGUGGGAAUAUCACUCAAACAUCCAAAUACUUCGAUAGAAGAAAGGACUUUAAAGAAAAUAUUGGUCACGCUGUAAGGUCAUUGAAGACAGAAGGUAGGGGCUGGUUUCAUGAGAAGCAGGGAAGUGAUAUUCAGUCGAAUGUCAGCAGCAACAGCAAUGAUGCAUAUGCAGCAAAAGCAUCAGCUUGGUGCCAUGUUACGUAUCAUCCUCAUUACUUCGGUUGCUACAAUGAGGGAAUGGCAAGGGAGCAUUUCCUCAGCUUUCCAUGGUGUGUCUUUGACAAGCUCAUCCAGAUCAAGAGGGAUAAAAGAAGUCUCUAAACUUCUUUACAUAUGUUAUCACUGGCGUGCCAUUCGACUUGAGAAAGUAAGCAUCAGGUGUUUGUUUGGAAAUUUGAAAGAUACUCUUAGCUGUUGUGUU
Prunus mume (Japanese apricot) is the source of this 3514-nucleotide messenger RNA. RefSeq names its product putative RNA-dependent RNA polymerase 1. The record is from RefSeq and is a predicted model, not a curated record. Lineage: Eukaryota; Viridiplantae; Streptophyta; Magnoliopsida; Rosales; Rosaceae. Gene Ontology annotation, biological process: siRNA processing. Gene Ontology annotation, molecular function: RNA-directed RNA polymerase activity. Gene Ontology annotation, cellular component: nuclear RNA-directed RNA polymerase complex.